GAAAAGUUGUUUCGCCGAGCUCGCGGAAUUUAGAUUGUGGAAAAGCAAAAACAAAAACUAAAAAAAAAUUCACAAAAAGCAACAACCAGCUGAAAUCGUAUACUUAAUACGCGUGUGUGUAGCUCAAAAAAAAAAAACAAAAAACAAGAAAUAUAUAUAUAUAUAAAUAAACAAAACUACAUGCUACGUCAGAAGACUACAAACAAAAGAUAUGAACGCAGCGCUGACGUUGCCGCCAAGGUUCAAAUCGGAUAUUAAAUUUGUUUUGCGUGUUUUUUCAUUGUUUUUUCUUGUUUAUUUAUUUUAAUUUUUUUUUUCGGGUUUGUUGUGAUAAAAUUUUUGUAAAAAAAUUUUUACAUGUGUAGGAUUUGGUGUGAUUUUGAAUUCAAAGCGAUUUGCGUGCACCUUACAAGGUGCAGUUCUCCGCACUGCCGUGCGAGGCCCGAGAUCAGCGGUGCCUUGAGAUUGCCACUCUCGAAGUGAACGUUCCGAUGUGGAAACCUUAUACACAUGUCUAAUUACACAAGCUCCUGUCCAGAUCAGAUACAAAUUCAAAAAUUAUAAACAAAAUCAAAAAAAAAAAAAAAUAGCAACCCUCUGACCAUUGAAUUGGAAAAUUUUAAUGGUGAUACGAGUUGAAAGUUUAGGAAGACGCAGCUGAAUACCAGAUCAAGAUAAUGAGCCGACGACCACAGGGCUUCGUCUUGGACAACAAGUCCAUGGGCCUCUGCAAUCCCAGGCCACCGUCGCCUGGCGCGUCUCCCAAACCCAGUUGCAGCACCCUCGCCGGCAAGCAGCAGUGCCAGCCGUCGUGCCAGGAUACAGUCCAGUCUUCGGUGGCUAUCCCCGACGAAGGAUCAGCCGCCCAUGCCCAGUGCAAGGUUAGCAUGGAGCCCCUGUGCACGGAUCACUAUCGCUGCCUGCUGAAGAAAUUCCGGGACUCCUCUGGCGACUCCGACAAGGUGAACUUUGAGUUGAACAACAUAUUCCUCAAGAGAUUGGACGAGAUCGACAGCCUGGAGGAUCAGGGCGGAGAUGCAAUGCACAGUUCCCAGCUCCGUUUGGUAACUUACCAGGAGUGGGUGGACUUCUUGCUGAACGUGAACCAUGUCAUCCUGGGCAACAUGUCCGCCUUGGAGGACGAGGCCUAUGGCAAGAUCUUGACCUGCUUCCAGUCGGUUCAGGGCGAACAGCAACAGUCCCUGGAGGAGAACCGAAAGCUGCGGAAGGACAUCUGCGCAAUCAUCAAGCUGGUGCAGAAUGCCUACCAUCGGGGUUGCUGGCAAACGGAGGGCAUCACUCUGGAAACGCUGACCAUCAGGCAGCUUCUGGGCGUGGCCAAGGAUCAGCGCCUGCCAGAGAGCGAAAGCGAUAAGGUAUCCGAAUGCAUGAAGUCCUUGGUCAACGAGAUGGCCGCCAAACAUGACGAGGUCCAGCUCCUAAAGUCUCAACUCUGCGCCCUGGAUGAGGUGGUCCUGACUGCCAGGCAGAAGCUGCUCCUAAAGGACCAGUGUAUAGCUCAGUUAAAUCAACAGCUACAGGACAUUACACAGUGCUAUAACACCAUGACCGACGAAUCGACCACCAAGGAAUCACAGCCCGAAAAUGAAAAGAACCUGAGUUGUCCUCCGGGUGAACCCUCAUCCGACAGCGAUCCGAUGCCAAAGAAGAUGCUGAACAGCCUGGUCGUCCAUGACCGCGCCGAGUGUGAAAUGGUUCGAUUGCUCAACUCGGAGAUCAGCGAGCUCUUCCAGCUUCACAGCAAGCAGGAGUUCCAGGCCGUGGAGGAUCGUCAAAAAAAUUUGGCUGGCAUCAUGGAGGAGUUGAACUCUUAUCAUUUAGAUACGCAGAACAAACUCGAUAAUAUACGCAGCCAGUUGAGGAUUCUCCAUGAGGAUCUGGAUGAAUCCUACCUGGAAACCCGCAAAUCGGAAUGUGAGGCAGAUGAUCCAGACGCUGAGUUACUGGUUGCAGUGGCCAGAAAACUGUUGAAUUUGAGCAAUUGCAAUCGGGAGUUGCAAUCUAUGCUCAUGCGUAAGGACCUGGAUUGCAAAAUCAAAGUUACAGAGCUGCAGGCUGAGUUCGAGUCGGAAAGUCUCUUAAAUACGCGGAAUUGUGAAAUACUUAAGGAGAUAGCGGACCUCAUAUCUAAGCUGGGUUAUAAGGAAUUUUCAUAUAACGACAUCUACAGAGAAAACUGUACGGAUAACCCAUUCUGUACUGCCAUUAUGGAGAUGUUCGAUGAGAAGUCGGACCAGUCGGAAAAGGAGUUCGAGAGCCAGGUAGCUAACGAACGCUUGGUCUGCCAAAUCAAAAGCCUAACGGAUACUCUUAAGAAUCGCAAUGAACUAAUCAAUAAGUUGCAAUCUAUGAUCAAUAGUUACUCCGAUAUGAGUGAAAAUAGUCGCCUCAAAGAAGAGAAUCACGAGCUUAAAAUGAAAAAUAGUGAAAAUGCACGAAAAACGCGUGAAAUUGCUGAGCAGCUGAACGGCCAGGUCACUCAACGGGUGGAACUGCUCAACAAAUACGAAUCCCUUUCCGCCAGUUUCGAGGAACAAUGCCAGGAGCUGAAAGGAGCCAACCGCCGGGUGCAGAGUCUGCAGGCUCGACUCUGUCAGGUGGAGAAGCUGCAGGAAGAGCUAAAAACGGAGCGAAAAAUGUUACGGGAGGAGGUGAUUGCCUUGAAGGAGAAGGACGCUUGCAGCACGGGUCGUGAACGGGCCCUCCAAGAUCAGUUGAGAUGCAGUCAAAUAGAUCUCGACAAAAGCCGUUGCCUUAUCCGGAACAUGCAAUCUCAACUGCAGCAGCAGGAGCUUCUGCACCAGGAAUCCAUCCAGGAUCUGAAACAGGCCAACGAGAGUAUAAGGGAGCAGGUGAGAGGCAUGGGAGCCGAGUGCCAGCAGAUGCAGCAGCGCCUGAAACAGGAGGCGGACGUCAACCGGCAGCAGAAACAGAUCAUAGACACGUUCCGCAAGUGGAAGGAUGCCCAGGUCAGGGCCGACGACGUGAUGCGCGAGCGAAAUAAUCGGGCCGAGGAGCACAUCAACAUGCUGCUGGAGGAGAACCAAUCACUAGCUGAGGAAUAUCGCCUGCUUGUUAGGGACCACACUGUGCUCGAGACGGAGAUGGAUCGAGUUAAGCAGGCUGUAAACUAUUCGUCCUCGUCAAAAUUUGAAUGUCCCCCGGGUAUGGAGAGGAUCGAAGGAGGCAACGAUAUGGCCAGACGUUUGAGGAGCAUGAACGACACAUCCCAGCGCAUCUCAGACCAGUGCAAAACCCUGAAUACCAAUACCGAUAAGACAGCUCAAAUCACUGACAAAACCACAAGGGCCCAAGGUGGUGCAGGGAAGAGGGACAGUUUAAAUGCUCAACGUCCUUCGAGAUUUUCGAACAACCUGUUCCUGUAG
Molecule: messenger RNA, 3407 nt
Organism: Drosophila bipectinata
Lineage: Eukaryota; Metazoa; Arthropoda; Insecta; Diptera; Drosophilidae
Gene: yuri
Product: yuri gagarin
Source: RefSeq, a predicted model, not a curated record